Rubroshorea leprosula is the source of this 558-nucleotide messenger RNA. Lineage: Eukaryota; Viridiplantae; Streptophyta; Magnoliopsida; Malvales; Dipterocarpaceae. The record is from the annotation of a GenBank genome assembly.
AUUAAGAUUAUCAUUAGCAUAACAAACAAGCAGAUUGUAUGCAAUUCCUUUCUGUAUUUGGUAGAUGAUUGUACUAGAAAGUGGCUCUGAAAUCAUGGUUCUUUGUGAUUUGCAGUUCAACAUCAGUUACAGGGUUGAACACUUUGAUGCAGUUUAUGCUAUUGAAGCAACAUGCCAUGCACCAGAUGCGUAUGGAUGUUACAAGGAGAUUUACAGAGUAUUGAAGCCUGGUCAAUGUUUUGCUGCAUAUGAGUUGUGUAUGACUGAUUCUUGUGAUCCCCAAAACCAGGAGCAUCAGAAAAUUAAGGCAGAAAUAGAGAUUGGUGAUGGUCUUCCAGAUGUCAGGCUGACUGGGCAAUGCCUUGAAGCUCUGAAACGAGCUGGGUUUGAGGUCAUCUGGGAGAAACAUCAACCAUAUGGGUAAUGGUCAUGGUGACAAUUUGGUAAGAAAUGGUUUGAAGUAAUUGCAGGCUAUAGAACUUCUUUACUUGGUGACAAUCAGUGUCAUAGAUGUAUGAACUGACAAAUAUUUUGAAUAAAUAAAUGAAUGAAUUUUUG